UAGCGAGGCUUCCAUCAAUUAUCAGUAUACUUUGUCAAGACCGCCCAUCAUGUCGACCGACCAACAAGAACCAAAUCCGGACGAUUUCGACACCAUCGUACUUGGUACGGGUUUGGCCGAAAGCAUCAUUGCGGCAUCUCUAGCCAAGGCAUCCCAGAAGGUCUUGCACAUCGACCCUUUUCCGACUUAUGGAGGACCCAGACACUCGUCGUUGACCAUCCCGGAGCUCGUCGCGCACCUUCCCGACCUCGAAAACUCGUCUUACGAAUACCCUGCAGGCUCAUCCGCAGCAGCGGGAGGUAGUUUCCAACAGGAUGUGGAGACAGGUAGUCGAGGUCGACAAUACGCCAUCUCGCUCUAUCCGGCCAUCUUGCCUGCCAGAGGAAAACUCAUUGAUACGCUCAUCUCGAGCGGGGUCAGUGGGUAUAUCGGGUUCAGGGUCGUCGACGGGAUCGGGCUGUGGCAACCCUCGACGAGUACUGGUGCGGGAACGAGCACGAACCGAGGUGAAGAAUUUGCGAGCGAUAUCAAGAAGGUGCCGAGCUCAAAAGGACAGGUGUUCAAGGACAAGACGCUGAGCUUGAUGGAGAAGCGAAAGUUGAUGAAGAUGUUGAUGUUCGUCGCCAACUUGGACGAGACCAAGGCGAUCGAUGAUGCCUUAUUGAAGGACAAGAUUGAUAUGCCUUUCGUGCCGUAUCUACAACAAGCCUUCGAUCUACCCCUUGCGAUGGCCCGGGAUAUCGCAUUCGGUAUCGCACACUGCACAACGGGAAAAGAACCAGCCUUGGUCACCCUCCUCCGCAUGCAACGGUACCUCCGCUCUCUCUCCCGCUACUCGCCCACCUCUUCCUUCCUCGUUGCCCAAUUCGGCGGGAUCGGGGAGAUCGUCCAGGGUUUCUGUCGGAGUUGCGCAGUGUAUGGGGGUACUUAUAUCUUGGGAGACAUGGCCCGGAUCAAAUCGGGCAAGCAGACGGAGGAAGGGGUCGAGAUACAGAUCGAAGCGCAAGAGGGGGCUUUGAGGGGGAAACGUCUGAUCGGAACGGACAAGGCGUUGAAGCAAGCUGGGUUGCUAGAUGCGAGCGGCGAUGGUCGUGGUUCGAGGCGAAAGAUCGAGGAGUCAGAACCGAGACGGUCGAAUUGUGUGGCCAUCGUCUCUGGUCUUCCGCCCAUGGUCAGAUCGGCAUUUUCGUCGGGGCGAGAUGGUGCUCAACAGACAGAGGAACAAGAGGACGAAGAUGAAGUAGCAGGGAAUGACGUGCUUGUCCUCGUCGCACCACCACCGGAAGAUCAGGAGAAAGGCCAGGAGGUAUCGCGGAUCUUGUUCAUGGGCAGCGGGACUGGUAGUUGUCCAGAGGGCGAAUAUGUUGUGUACAUUUCGACUCCCACAAGGAUCGGCGAAACCAAUCCAGCCAAAGCCUUACUAGACCGGCUCUUUGUUACGCCGACAUCGACAUGCAAGUACAGGUCGGCUCAUCAGCCUGGACGACACGGUCCGGACCAGGCUCCGUGCUGGUGGGGCAGUUUCGAGCGGGUCCGAGUGGUUGGAAGGGAUGGACCUCGAGGCAGAGCUCGCUCAGGCCGUGCUGGACGAUCUGGGCGUCGAGAUGAUCACCAAGCGAGAAGAGGGCGAGGGUGGCGAAGAUGAAGAGUUGUAGCGGGCCGUCGAGGCGAGAAUCGCUUGGCCGCCGGGGAAUAUCCAAACACGACUUGCAAAAACGUCGACGCUGCUCGUUUGUGGUCGCUUGUCGCCUCGAAACAAGUU
Messenger RNA from Filobasidium floriforme, 1762 nucleotides. Its product is annotated as GDP dissociation inhibitor-domain-containing protein. NCBI's taxonomy places the organism in Eukaryota, Fungi, Basidiomycota, Tremellomycetes, Filobasidiales, Filobasidiaceae. Gene Ontology annotation, biological process: vesicle-mediated transport; small GTPase-mediated signal transduction; protein geranylgeranylation. The transcript has 6 exons. Bases 50 to 1645 code for a protein of 531 amino acids. The record is from RefSeq and is a predicted model, not a curated record. Gene Ontology annotation, cellular component: cytosol; nucleus; cytoplasm. Gene Ontology annotation, molecular function: GDP-dissociation inhibitor activity.